Phyllostomus discolor (pale spear-nosed bat) is the source of this 3269-nucleotide messenger RNA. It is a transcript of the gene SHLD1, whose product is annotated as shieldin complex subunit 1. The record is from RefSeq and is a predicted model, not a curated record. Gene Ontology annotation, cellular component: site of double-strand break; cytosol. The transcript has 3 exons. Gene Ontology annotation, molecular function: protein phosphatase 2A binding. Lineage: Eukaryota; Metazoa; Chordata; Mammalia; Chiroptera; Phyllostomidae. Bases 1720 to 2931 code for a protein of 403 amino acids. Gene Ontology annotation, biological process: positive regulation of isotype switching; regulation of signal transduction; negative regulation of double-strand break repair via homologous recombination.
AAAGAAGAGUCAAGGACAGUGGGAGAGGGAAUUAUGAGAUAAAUGUUUCAGGAUUUAUUUGACCAGAUAGCCCAUUCCAGGUUGGUGCUUAUUCUUUUAGAGUGAGCCAGUUCUGCCCUGUUCUGUGACCCUGAUGACCAGCACAUUGGGAGCUGGGCAGAUAGUUGCAUUCAUGUAGGCUGGAGUUUUGCCAAAAGGAUAUGAUGAAGAGACAGAAUAGGCAGGGAAGGGAAGUUUGGGGUAUUAACCAGACUGUGGACCAUAGAAGAUACUGAAUAAGAGUGAAAGAAGCAGGGUAGCUACUGGAUGGGAAAUAAAGGGGCAGAUGGACUGGAGGUAGGCUGGGAAAGCAGGAGCCUAUAAUUUGUCUUUUAAUUAUUACUAUUUCAGUUAUUGGAGUUAGACAUUAGAGCACGUUACUGUAAUAAAUAUUUUGCAGGCUGAAAUAUAUAAUUUUUACCACAAUUCUAUAAGGUAGGCAAGCAUAAUCAUUAAGCCAUUUUUAUAGAUAAGGGAAAUGAGGUUAAGUGACUUGCCUAAGGUGACACAGCUAAAAAGUGACAGCAGGGGUUCGAACUUGACUCUCUCCACCUUCAGAGACCCUGUGCAUGUCUGGACAUCUCUGCAGAGCUUCCUGUUGUGUUCCCACUUCUUUCAGCUAACAGUGUUUGAAAGUGCAAACUGAUCAUAUCACACACCAACUCAGAAGCUUUCAUUAUAUUGAAAUUUAAAUGGAAAUAGUGUAAAAGUAAGAUAAAUUGACAAAUGAAGAGAGAGUUGGAUAGAUGGAUAGUUAUGUGAUAAGAAAAAGCAUAAUAAAAUGUUAGUUGUGAAAUCUAAGCAGUAACUAUAAUUCUUUCUAGUUUAUGCUGAAAACUUUUGUGUAAAAUACUGGGAAAGAAAAGCCUUAACUGAGAAAAAGUAAAUGAGGUUAAACCACUUCUCUGUGGACACUGAUUGACUUGUAUUUUAGGUGUGUAAGAGUCUGUAGAGUAACAGAAGAGUGGUUGUCUUCUCUUGGUGAGCAGUUUUUCUGUACUAAGAGACUUCCUAUGCCUGCAGUCCCAGACAUCUCUUGCAUUGGAAAAUAAUAUUUAGAUUGUGUAAUUCAAGCCCUUUUAAAAGAGGAAAAUAUGCAUUUGUGGAGAAGGAAGUUGAAUAACAAAAGUUCUGGGGCAAAAGGUAAUCAUUGUAUUCUACUUGCCAGCCUACAUAGAUAGUUUCAGACCCUAAUAAGAAGUGUUUCAUCUCUACCCUAUUAUUGCUUUCUCCUGUACAAAUUCACCAAGUCACAAAUAAUGUGUUUUACAUACACAGAUACUUACUUUAUAAUUAAAGGAUUCAGCCUUUUAGUAGGCAUUUUAUUUCUUUAUUUGUUCAAGUGCCUAGUUUGGAAUGUUUUUGACUUAAUAUAAGUGAUUCUAAAGGAAAAGAUACAUAUCAUACCAGUGUGCUAUUAAUUUUCAAAAAGGAUUCCCCUUGUUUCAUGUUGCUAAUGACACACCUUGAGCUGAUGGUCCAUGUCAAGGCACCUUGGCCGGCAGGCAGAAUAUGCUGAUGUCAUUCAUUGACCUGUUUGUUCCCUUCCAGAAGGCUCCAGAGCAGUGUUUGGUAACAAGAGCAGAGGGACAGGAGCCACCCAGAGCCUGCAGCAGAGGUGUUUGCUGAAACUUCAGGCUUGGUUGGCUAACGUAACACGUGUGAAAAGAUAGGACGACUAUGGCAACUCAGGAAGCCACUCCAGGCAGCCAGUCAGACAACAGUGCUUUGGAACUGCCGUCUGCUCGUGACAUAAGAGAUUACAUGCUGCAAGAAGCCAGCCUGGAGGCCCCCAGCGAAGCUGUUAGUUCUGUAGAAGCCCUUUCUAUUUCUUCCUCUUCCGAGGUGGACCCAGCUCCCUCCCGCAAGAUGGAAGCAGCUGAAGGAGAAGAGUUACUGCCGCCGCGCCUCCCUGAGCUGUUCGACACCUGCCAGCGGCUUCUGGAUGAGGUAGAAGUGGCGGCGGAACCCACCGGUUCCCGGGCAGUGCAAGAGAAGGUGUUGAAAGGACUACACCUCCUGAAGCAGUCUGCCGAGAUGUUAGUGCAGCUCGACUCGUUCAGCCAUAAUGAAGAUUUGGAAGAGAUUGCUUCCUCUGACCUGAAGUACCUGAUGGUGCCAGCACUUCAAGGAGCACUCGCUCUGAAACGGGUCAACCCCAGCAAGCGGCUGGAUGAUUUGCAGUGGGCUCGAGAACACUUUUUAAUCUACUUAACUCAGUGCCAACACUAUCAUGUGGCAGAGUUUGAGUUACCUAAAACCAAGAACAACUCGGCUGAAAGUAGCAUGGCUGGUUCUUCCAUGGCACAUCCUAACCUCGUGGCUAUGGCAUCUCAAAGACAGGCUAAAAUAGAGAGAUACAAGCAGAAGAAGGAGAUGGAGCACAGGUUGUCUGCCAUGAAAGCUGCGGUGGAGAGCGGGGAAGCAGACGAUGAGCAUGUUCGUGAGUAUUACCUCCUGCACCUGCGGAGGUGGAUCGGCAUCAGCUUAGAAGAGAUCGACAGCAUUGACCAGGAGAUCAAGAUCCUGAGGGAAAAAGAUGCCUCCAAAGAAGCAUCGGCUCCUGGCUCAACUCCUCGGCCCAGGCCUCCAAUGAAACCCUUUAUUCUCACUCGGAAUGCCGCCCAAGCCAAAGUAUUUGGAGCUGGUUAUCCAAGUCUGGCAUCUAUGACAGUGAAUGACUGGUAUGAUCAGCGUCGGAAGGUGGGAGCUUUACCAGAUCAGGGAAUACCCAAGAAAACGUCAGAGGUCAGAAGAGGAGCUCAGCAACACGAAGAGCAAGAACAAAAGGAGGAAGAGGAUGAUGAGGGAGCACUCCAGAGAGCUCGGGAGUGGGAUGACUGGAAGGAUACCCAUCCCAGGGGCUAUGGCAACCGACAGAACAUGGGUUAGUCUUCCCACAACAAGACGGACGACAGGGGACGCACCUCUUCCCCUUGAAGAACAGCUGUGCUGUCUUCCCAGUACCUGGGUUCUGGCUUUAGCUCUGUACCACGAAGGCAAGGACGCUUAAUCUUGCUUUGCAUUCAAAUAAAGUGGCAAGCAAUUAAGUGUGUAUUUGUAGCCUAGAUGAUGAACCAGUGGUUCUUGUUUUGGCAUUGUCCUAUCAUGUAUUUCAGUUUCUUCACUGGAAAGAAGAGUACUGAGAAGUGGGCUGUAUACAGUUAAUGGCUGUGUGAAUUCUCCUUCAAAAAAAAAAAAAGUCCUUUGUACUACAGGAGCCUGUGCAG